Molecule: messenger RNA, 1326 nt
Organism: Podarcis muralis (Common wall lizard)
Lineage: Eukaryota; Metazoa; Chordata; Lepidosauria; Squamata; Lacertidae
Gene: ZNF706
Product: zinc finger protein 706
Source: RefSeq, a predicted model, not a curated record
UGCGCACUUCGCCGCCGCCGCCGACGGACGGGCAGGGAGACGGACGGCGAGAGAGACUCCGUCCCUCGCACACACACACGGGCUCCUCCAUCCUCACGGGCAGGCGGCGGCAGCUGCUGCUGCUGGGCCGCGCGGAGCCUUCCGUAGCUGUCGACGGACGCCUGGCAGGCGGGACCCCCACAGCCCGGAUAUGGCUCGUGGACAACAGAAGAUCCAGUCACAGCAGAAGAAUGCCAAAAAGCAAGCUGGGGCAAAGAAGAAACAAGGCCAUGAUCAGAAGGCUGCAGCUAAAGCUGCUCUAAUAUACACCUGCACCGUCUGUAGGACACAGAUGCCAGAUCCCAAGACCUUCAAACAGCACUUUGAGAGCAAGCAUCCGAAGACUCCGCUCCCUCCAGAACUGGCAGAUGUUCAGGCGUAAAAGUUCACAGGUGAAUUCAUGGAACCUAUUGACUCUUCUACUGUCAGACAUUGCAUAACAAACCUGCAGCUGCUUUUCUAACAAACUGUUGAUCAGCAAAAAUGAAGGGGCUAUAGAAACAUUCAUAUUUUUAUGCUGUUCCUCUUGGGCGUCAUGUAAAGAUGAAUCUAUGUAACUGUACAGUUGUGCCCUACUUGGAAAUCUGAAAAUUGGUUCAUUCUUAAAUUUUUUACAGUUGUAAUUAUAUUGAUGUUCAUAUUGUGUAAAAUAACUCAUUUAAUAAAAUAGUACUUUGAUUUUACAAUAUCGCAGGUAAAAUACUUGUAGAAGUUCUGUUUUCAAUACCUGUUUUAUUUGCCUUACGAAAUCCUAACAAGUGGACUUCUCCCACAGCCAAAAACUAAAUGGUGUCACUUGCUCUUUAACACUUAUUACUGUUGAGUCCACAUUAACUAGAAAAAUUCUUUCUCCAUUCGAUAUUGCUUUGAGCCUGGUUAUUUUCUAAAACACUUAAUGUCUUUGACUGAAGUAGUGUUUUCUUUCAACUCUGUUUAGUUUGGAGUGCCUGCUCUACUGACCCUUAUGAAAUUUCAUUCUUGUAUAUAAAUGAGCUUUUACCUUACAUUUAUGCACUGGAGACAAGUGCAGUACCAGUGAAUCCUCAUGCUAGGUGGCAGGCUGGUGGAAGUAUAAUAGAACUGAAGUUUUGUUUUGGUGUGAUCUGAAUGAUCAUAUUUGCUAUAGCAAGUUAAAAUAAUUUAUCUCUGUUGUGAAGUUCCACUGUGGAAACUCCUAAAUGCACCUAUGAGAAGUCAGCCACACUGGCUACAUUAGUGUGUAAAAAAUGACUACUGUAAUGGUUUCCUUGUAUGAAAGCAAAUGUUAAAUAAAUCUGUUUCAAAGAA